This is a messenger RNA of Bacillus rossius redtenbacheri, 2335 nucleotides long. Its product is annotated as zinc finger BED domain-containing protein 4-like. NCBI's taxonomy places the organism in Eukaryota, Metazoa, Arthropoda, Insecta, Phasmatodea, Bacillidae. The record is from RefSeq and is a predicted model, not a curated record. Bases 812 to 1915 code for a protein of 367 amino acids. The transcript is spliced from 2 exons.
UCGAAUAGAUUACAUUUCAUCUGUCAUGUUUCUGGAAUAUUUCAUAAACAUUUCAUUGGAAACAUAGUACUCAUGUCUAUAAAUGAAGUUUCAGAUACAUUUCAGCAAGAUUCGUUUGGCAAUAUUACAUUGUGGUUGAUUCUGAAAUGUAUCUGAGACAUUAUAUUGAAACUUCCCAUCAUGCUUGUUGGCACUGAAGUUUAGAAAUCUUUGUCUUUGUGUAUUAUUUCUUGUUUUGGCGCAGUAUUUUGGUACUUGGAUUUUUAUAUGUGGUGAAUAAAUUAUUACAAUGCCACCAAACAAAUGAAAAAGUAAGAUUUGGCUCUAUUUUACCAAAACUGGUGACAAAGAAGCUGUGUGCAAAAUAUGUAAUAAGAAACUAAAAACUUCAGGCAAUACGACAAAUCUUCGUGGUCAUUUAGAAAAAGUACAUUCGGAACUGCAAUUGCAAGAUACAGAACCACCUAACAAGAAGUCAAGAGGUAAUACCAUUACUGGUUAUUUAGAAGUAGCUGCCUCAACAUCUGGUACCAGUGACUUAAGGAAUGAUAAUCCUACAGCAACAUCAAACAACGAUGUAAAUGUCUGCUCUUUGACAAAAUCGUGCAGCACAGAUGAUGAUAUUCCAGUACCAGUGUCACUUUCACAAGAAAAAACAGUUGCCAGUACAUCGUCAAGCAUUCUGGUUCGUGGUUCUAAUAAAACUACGCAGCCAACUGUUGAUGAUUUCAUAAACAACAUAAAAAGCAUAACAGCACAGGAUGGGGAAAAAUCAAAGAAAAUCACUGAAGCCAUCGUGAAUUUUGUAAUCAUGGAUAACAAACCAUUUUCUACUGUAGAAGGUAAAGGUUUUUUACAAUUAAUGAAAGAGGUGUGUCCAUUGUACAAGGUACCAUGUCGAGAAACAAUAAAAAACCGGAUUGACGAAAAGUAUGAGGCGAUGAGUGAUCUUUUUAAAACAUACAUAAAGAAUGCUGAUAACUAUUGCAUUACUUAUGACAUUUGGACUGAAACAAUGCAAACUAAAUCAUUUGUGGGUAUCACUAUUCACUUUCUGGACAAGUCUCAACUACUCAGUGGGACAUUAGGUGUUUUUGAGUUGACAGAACACCAUACAUCGCUGUACAUCACUGAAAAACUGACAGAUAUUUUUUCUGAGUGGAAUAUUUCAAUUGAAAAAGUUUCAGCUGUCAUUACAGAUAAUGACAGCACUGUUAUGAAGGUCAAUCGUGACAUGUUUGGUGAAAAAAAAAUUAUUCCUUGCUUUGCCCAUACAAUUAACUUGGUCGUAACUAAAUCCAUUGAUGAUGCUAAUAACUGUACUGAAUUGAUAAGUAAGGUUCGAGAUAUAGUCAAAUACAUUAAAAAGAGUGUCAAUGCAAGUGAUGAAUUAUGGAAAAGACAGAUGGAAACGGGAUCAAAAGGUCAAGUUAAAAAAAUUAUACUUGAUGUUCGCACUAGAUGGAAUUCAUGUUUGUAUAUGCUAGAAAGAUUCUUGGAGUUAGUGUCAAUUGUAGGAGCGAUACUUUUAACUAGACCCGAGGCUCCCCCAAUGGUUUCUAGCAGUGAGUUAGAGUGUGUCAAAGAAAUGGUCGGAUUGCUACGACCAUUUGAAAAAGUAACAAAAGAAAUUUCAGGAGACAGUUACGUUACUGUAAGCAAAGUAAUCCCGUUAAUCAGCUGUGUCCGGGAUGCAGUCGAAAAUAUGAAACCUAGGAAUGAAAUCAUUGUACAAUUUAAAAACGAAAUAAAAAAACAGCUGGCUAGAAGGUUUGAUAACAUAGAACAUUCCGCCAUUCUGGCAAUUUCAACAACUCUUGACCCAAGAUUUAAGUUCAUGCAAGUUUUUGGACAUACGCCAUUGCUAAGAACUUUUUCUGUUGAAGAAAAACUAAUAAAUAAAAUAAAUAAAUAAAAAUAAAAAUACUCAAAAAAAGAUACAAAAAACACACAAAAUUAAGCAAACAAUUGCUGUUGUCAACAAGGAUAUGAACACCACAAAAUAUUCCGAACCAGGAAUAUGGUCAGCAAACAAAGAAAAAACAAAGAAAAAUGUACUAAGAGAACGAAAAAAUCCCCACAAAUGAUGACAACACAAAAAUAUUGAAACCCAAAAUAAUUCAGCACAACAGUUGAAGCGAGACAAAAAACAUGACAAAACGAAAAAACAAACAAAUACAAUAGUUUUACCUAAACAGAAACAAGCGACGUUUCGGGAACUGCUAUCUGCUCCCGUCCUCAGGCAGAGACGCACAUGGUACGGAAACACAGGUGCGACUGAGAAGGGGCUGGAAAAUGAGGGUAUUUAUCAGAGAAAGGGCUACAUCUUGCUCAG